Molecule: messenger RNA, 670 nt
Organism: Drosophila arizonae
Lineage: Eukaryota; Metazoa; Arthropoda; Insecta; Diptera; Drosophilidae
Source: RefSeq, a predicted model, not a curated record
UCUUUUGGAGAUUGGUUUCGUCCCAUGUGCUAGUGAACCAUGCAUUUAUACAACCAAAAUCAAAGGGUAUUUAAAUAUUAUUGUUGUGUAUGUUGACGAUUUUUUACUUGCAUGUACCAGAGAAGAAGAUGUGGCCCAUAUUAAGCAGCUCAUAUCAAACAAAUUCGAUGUGGUCGAUGGUGGGGAGCUGCACUACUUUUUGGGAAUGGAGAUUGAGCGAGAUGGCAAGACUGGUAGUCUCUCCAUAGGCCAUAGGCAGUACAUUGAAGAUCUGCUGAAGGAUUACGGCAUGCAAGACUGCAAGCCAAGCGCGACUCCGUUGGAAAUUGGUUUUCAGGCGAGGUGGGAUGAUGUUGACUGCGGCCAGGUGGAUAAAACACGAUAUCAAUCGCUCAUUACUUCGUUAUUGUAUUUGGCGUURACUACACGGCCAGAUAUAAUACACUCUGUGGCUAAGCUGGCGCAGAGAAAUGCAGAUCCGCACAAGGAGCAUGAAGUUGCAGCAAAGCGGGUAUUGAGAUAUCUAAAGGGUACCUCUGAUUUGAGACUACACUAUAACAAAACGGGUGUGCCUAUACACUGUUUUGUUGAUUUCAUAUUUCGGCUGCCUGCGCUGCAGCGUAUAUGCUUAUGUAGUUUUAGUCUCUAAUAAACCUCUGAAUCGAAUAAU